UCUUUAAUAAUCGGAACCAGGCAAGGACUGACGAAACUACCAGCUUGCAACCGACCCACUCCGUUCUGAGGAGGCUCCAAGACAUCCCACUUCCUCACCCCCCACAUAUUGCUCGGAGUUUUCAGUCUACUUCUCUCCUCUGCUUGCGGCCAAGGGGAAGUUGCGGUCGUAGCUCACUAGUUUUGCUAUAUGCAGGCUUGACAUAUACCAUGUGGUUCUGUAUGGUUAGGUGAUUUAGCAUGAGUAGUUGCAGGUUACUCGAAAAUGAAAGGAAUUUAGCAGCUUGCUUGUGCUAAAUCGCGUAUUCAGUUGGGGGCAAGGUUCAUAUCUGUUAAAAUAUAGGACUGGAAUUAGCUUGAGUCGCCGUCAAGUUGGCUGAUACCAGAAGCGGGAUCGCAUGUUGUUGAACUCAAUUGUAGGAGUCGCCCCCCAUAUGCAGUUUAGAAUACAUGCUCAUCAGACUUCGGACAGAUGUGCAGCAAGUAACGCACAGCUUGGUCUAUAUGCGAUUGCUUCAGGGAUUAAUCAGUCAGUAGUGCACGCAGCGGAGCGAUGACAACCACAAGUGCCACUAUCGCCUUAAGUACAUGCAGCUAAAAUUCUCAGCUAUAGAAUGAAGAAGUCCUUGAUUUCAGGGAUGUGAGGCCUGACGCUGUGCGGGAAUUAAACUGUCGCAAAACACAUAUUUGACCUUUGGCAGGGCAUUGGGACCUGUUUCCAGCUAGUUGCUCGUCGGUAUUGAGUUGCAGUCAUUUUUGUUCGGAUCUCAGUUCAUCAUGGAAAUUCCAGGAGUGUUUGAUGCUAAUCUCUUCUGCGCUGAGUCAUUUCCUGAAGUCGAAACUUGUAAAGUGGAAGGUCGUGAAAAACAGACGAUUAUUUCAGACUUAGAUGGGACGCUCCUCAGAUCAAGAAGCUCGUUCCCUUACUUCAUGCUCAUUGCGUUCGACGCUGGAAGCCCUCUCCGCUUCAUCGUCCUCUUGCUGGCCUCUCCAAUAAUUUGGCUGGUCUACAACUUCUUCUCCGAGGCUGCCGGUACCAAACUGCUCAUUUUCAUUGCAUGUGCUGGCUUGAAAGCGUCCGACAUCGAGUCUGUAGCGCGCGGCGUGUUGCCCAAAUUUUACUUGGAAGACAUGCACUCCGUCAGCUACAGCAUCUUCGUCUCCUGCGGUAAGCGGUAUGUGGUGACUGCGAAUCCGCGCAUCAUGGUAGAGUCAUUUCUGAAAGAGUACAUGGGCGUCGAGGCAGUCAUAGGUACUGAGCUUCAUAUCACGAAGAGCGGUUACGCCACGGGUUUGGUAAUGGGUGCCGGUGUGAUUGUGGGAGCUAACAAAACGCGCGCUGUGAAGAAAUACUUUGGCGAUGACCUUCCAGACAUCGCUCUCGGAGACCGAGCCAGCGACUUUCCUUUUAUGGCUCUUUGCAAGGAGGCAUACUUAGUACCGAGCUUCAAGCCUGUCGAGCCAGUUGCCAAAGCUGACUACCUGAAGCCGCUCAUUUUCCAUGACGGCAGAUUAGUAUGUCGACCAACACCUCUCAUGUCACUCGUAAUUAUUCUCUGGUCGCCGAUCGGUCUUAUUCUAGCACUCAUUCGGAUGGUGUUUGGCACCGUGUUACCCAUGUGGUAUGCGCUGCCGCUGGAGGCCAUGCUUGGCGUUAGCAUCCGCGUGAAAGGAAUCCCCCCCAGCUGCCCCCAAACCAGCGGCAGACGCGGUGUGCUCUUCGUCUGCUCUCACCGCACUUUGCUCGACCCCAUCUUCCUGUCAAUAGCCUGUCGGCGACAAGUUACAGCAGUAACCUACAGCAUCAGCAAGGUCUCGGAGAUACUGUCGCCGAUCCCCACAGUCCGACUCACAAGGUGUCGGAAAACCGAUGCGGAGACCAUGACAAAGCUUCUCAACGAGGGAGAUCUUGCAGUGUGCCCAGAAGGCACGACGUGCCGCGAGCCAUACCUUCUUCGGUUCAGCUCCUUGUUCGCGGAGUUAGCCGACCAAAUCAUUCCCGUCACGAUGAACGUCAAAACGACCAUGUUCCACGGCACGACAGCCCGGGGCUGGAAGGCACUGGACCCCUUUAUCUUUCUGAUGAAUCCCAGCCCUAGGUAUGAAUUGGAGUUUCUAGAUCAGCUUCCGCACGAGAUGACCUGCAGCGGCGGGAAGAGUAGUCACGAGGUUGCGAACUACAUUCAACGAGUCCUCGCGGCAUCUCUGGGUUUCAAGUGCACGAACCUGACGCGGCGAGACAAGUAUCGAAUCUUAGCAGGGAACGAUGGCGUGGUUCCUGCAAGCCAUUUUUUGAAACAAAGAAGCAGGAUCUUCGCAUGCUUGCCUUCCAGGAAUAGUGAGAGAGGCCAGCGAUCAGACCCGUAAAAAUAGGGGUGGGCCUGAACGCCGGAGUUAGCUACCAAACAAUAUUGAAGGAUCUGCACCUCAAAUUCAGGGAUUAUUGGAAGUGAAGUUUGGGCCUGGACUUAAGGGUCUGAGUCCACAAAGAUUGUGUACAUAGUAUUCCCUCUGGGUGUUGAUCUUUCCUGCCUUACUUUGUUUCAGAAAAACUUGUCACACCAAGUCUAUAAGUGGCUGUAACUUUAGCUGCAAGUAGCUGAAUUGCUGCUUCAUUCUCAUUUGGACAAGCUUCCUAGAUGAAGUGUACUUCAGGGUUACAAAUUGAACGUUAUCGUUUUUUUAAGAGGAUCAAGUAACUCUUUAGUUCCAUGUCCUUUUAAAAAAAAGCACAUAAAACACUCCCUCUAAUUUUUCGGGUUAGGUUAGUGUGAUGAUUUUUUUUUCUAGAGCUGUUGUUCAUAGACGUCGGAUUUUUAAUCUUGGGAACCCCCUCCGAUAAUUUUUUUUAUUUUUAUUUUUUAAAUUUAAUAUUUUACUUACAGUUUUGCAGAUGUA
Messenger RNA from Physcomitrium patens, 2897 nucleotides. RefSeq names its product glycerol-3-phosphate acyltransferase RAM2. NCBI's taxonomy places the organism in Eukaryota, Viridiplantae, Streptophyta, Bryopsida, Funariales, Funariaceae. Gene Ontology annotation, cellular component: membrane. Gene Ontology annotation, biological process: cutin biosynthetic process. The record is from RefSeq and is a predicted model, not a curated record. Gene Ontology annotation, molecular function: glycerol-3-phosphate 2-O-acyltransferase activity; phosphatase activity.